Erinaceus europaeus (western European hedgehog) is the source of this 2812-nucleotide messenger RNA. RefSeq names its product FES proto-oncogene, tyrosine kinase (gene FES). Bases 226 to 2685 code for a protein of 819 amino acids. Gene Ontology annotation, molecular function: non-membrane spanning protein tyrosine kinase activity; ATP binding. The record is from RefSeq and is a predicted model, not a curated record. The transcript is spliced from 18 exons. Lineage: Eukaryota; Metazoa; Chordata; Mammalia; Eulipotyphla; Erinaceidae. Gene Ontology annotation, biological process: chemotaxis; regulation of mast cell degranulation; peptidyl-tyrosine phosphorylation.
CGGCUGGUGCUCCAGGGAAGGAGGCCCCUCAGGGUUCCCGGGACCAGGCCGGGCCUCUGUGGUGCCAGGACGGUGCCCAGGACAAGGGCAGCAGUGAGGGCCGGUUCAAGUCCCCUCUGGCUCUCAGGCUGUAUCACAGCCAGGCUCACCCUCCUGCAGCUCCUCUCCGUGGUACCUCAGCUGCCUGGCCCCAGCCUCCCUGGCCCCCCAGCACAGGACGUGGCCAUGGGCUUCUCCUCAGAGCUGUGCAGCCCGCAGGGCCACGGGGCGGUGCAGCAACUGCAGGAGGCCGAGCUGCGGCUGCUGGAGGGCAUGCGCAAGUGGAUGGCGCAGCGAGUGCGCAGUGACCGGGAGUACGCGGGGCUGCUGCACCACAUGUCCCUGCAGGACGGUGGGGGCCGGGGCCUUCCUGACAGCCCCGUCAGCCAGUCCUGGGCCGAGAUCACCAGCCAGACGGAGGGCCUAAGCCGAGUACUGAGGCAGCACGCCGAGGACUUGAACUCGGGGCCACUGAGCAAGCUGAGUGUGCUGAUCCGCGAGCGGCAGCUGAUGCGCAAGAGCUACAGCGAACAGUGGCAGCAGCUGCAGCAGGAGCUGGCCAAGACACACAGCCAGGACAUCGAGAAGCUCAAGAGCCAGUACCGUGCGCUAGCUCGCGAUAGUGCCCAGGCCAGGCGCAAGUACCAGGAGGCCAGCAAAGACAAGGACCGUGACCGGGCCAAGGACAAAUACGUGCGCAGCCUCUGGAAGCUCUUCGCCCACCACAACCGCUACGUGCUGGGCGUGCGUGCGGCACAGCUGCACCACCAGCACCACCACCAGCGCCUGCUGCCCGGCCUGCUCCAGUCCCUGCAGGACCUGCACGAGGAGAUGGCCUGCAUCCUGAAGGACAUCCUGCAGGAGUACCUGGAGAUCAGCAGCCUGGUACAGGACGAGGUGGCCUCCAUCCACCGAGAGAUGGCCUCAGCUGCUGCCCGCAUCCAGCCCGAAGCUGAGUACCACGGCUUCCUGCGGCAAUAUGGGACCGCCCCUGACGUCCCUCCCUGCGUCACCUUCGACGAGUCACUGCUGGAGGAGGGUGAGGCACUGGAGCCCGGGGAGCUGCAGCUGAAUGAGCUGACAGUGGAGAGCGUACAGCACACCCUGACCGCCGUGACGGAUGAGCUGGCCUCGGCCACCGACACAGUGGUGAGCAGGCAGGAGGCGGUCGUCCAGCUGCAGCAGGAGCUCCAGGAUGAGAAGCAGAGCACCCACCCCCGGGAGCGGGUGCAGCUGCUGGGCAAGAAGCAGGCGUUGCAGGAGGCGCUACAGGCCCUGCAGGUGGCCCUGUGCAGCCAGGCCAAGCUGCAGGCCCAGCAUGAGCUGCUGCAGGCCAAGGUGAGGCAGCUGGGCCCCGGAGAGCCCCCGCCCGUGCUGCUGCUACAGGACGACCGCCACUCCACCUCGUCCUCGGAGCCCGAGCGAGAAGGGGGAAGGACACCCACCCUGGAGAUCCUGAAGAGCCACAUCUCUGGAAUCUUCCGUCCCAGGUUCUCACUGCCCCCGCCGCUGCAGCUGGUUCCCGAAGUCCAGAAGCCCCUGCACGAGCAGCUGUGGUACCAUGGGGCCAUCCCUCGGACAGAGGUGGCCGAGCUGCUGACACACUCAGGGGAUUUCCUGGUGCGGGAGAGCCAGGGCAAGCAGGAGUCUGUGCUGUCCGUGCUGUGGGACGGCCAGCCCCGCCACUUCAUCAUCCAGUCCUCAGACAACCUGUUCCGGCUGGAAGGGGAUGGCUUCCCCAGUAUCCCCCUGCUCAUCGACCAUCUGCUGCACUCCCAGCAGCCCCUCACCAAGAAGAGCGGAGUGGUCCUCAAUAGGGCAGUGCCCAAGGACAAGUGGGUGCUGAACCAUGAGGACCUCGUGCUGGGCGAGCAGAUUGGACGGGGGAACUUCGGGGAGGUGUUCAGCGGGCGUCUUCGGGCCGACAACACCCCAGUGGCCGUGAAAUCCUGCCGGGAGACGCUUCCGCCCGAACUCAAGGCCAAGUUCCUGCAGGAAGCCAGGAUCCUCAAGCAGUAUAGCCACCCCAACAUCGUGCGUCUCAUUGGCGUGUGCACCCAAAAACAGCCCAUUUACAUCGUCAUGGAGCUGGUGCAGGGGGGCGACUUCUUGACCUACCUGCGCACGGAGGGCAGCCGCCUGCGCGUGAAGACGCUGCUGCAGCUGGUGGGGGACGCGGCAGCAGGCAUGGCCUACCUGGAGAGCAAGUGCUGCAUUCACAGGGACCUGGCUGCCCGGAACUGCCUGGUGACCGAGAAAAACGUCCUGAAGAUCAGCGACUUUGGGAUGUCCCGGGAGGAAGCAGACGGCAUCUACGCGGCCUCUGGGGGCCUGAGACAAGUCCCUGUGAAGUGGACCGCGCCCGAGGCACUCAACUAUGGCCGCUACUCGUCUGAAAGUGAUGUGUGGAGCUUUGGCAUCUUGCUCUGGGAGACCUUCAGCCUGGGGGCCUCCCCAUACCCCAACCUCAGCAACCAGCAAACCCGGGAGUUUGUGGAGAACGGGGGCCGCCUGCCCUGCCCCGAGCUGUGUCCUGAUGCUGUGUUCCGGCUCAUGGAGCAGUGCUGGGCCUACGAGUCGGGGCAGCGACCCAGCUUCAGCACCAUCUGCCAGGAGCUACACAGCAUUCGCAAGCGGCACCGGUGAGACUGGCCGAGGCCCCCGCAGGCACGACCGGGCCUCCCCCCAGCCCUGGACUUGGGCUGCAGGUCUGCCUGCACUCCACUCCCUCUCAGGCCCUCCUGCAGACAAACAAUAAAGCCACUGAUGCCCA